AGCAGUCUGGUCCAGAUCCUCCGCGCUCCUCCUCGAGCUCGAGACGCACACAAACGUCCCCAUUGUGCGCACAAACGGCCGCGGCGGCUCGCGCAUGCACACGCGCCCUGCGCACACGCUCUCCGCCGGACGCGUUCGCGCAGCCCAGCGCGCGCGCAGCAUCGAUCGUGGCUCCUUUAAGAGAGCCCAAGCCAGAAUUAUCACCCCACCUCCUCUUGAUCUUCCUCUAGACGCUUUUGCAUAAGAAAAUCAAGCCGGGAGCCGAGAGUGAUCAAAGAAAGCGAGAGGAGAGCUGCUUCGUUUUUUAACGGCGACUGUGAGCCAUUAAGCGUUGAGGUGGUGCCGAUCCCGUGGAGACGCGCGUCGGAUCCAUCAUUCAUCCGCUACUUUUGACAAGCCCCCCUCGCGUUGUGACUGACAAGUCCGAGUGGCAGAGAGAGAAGGGGAGAGAAGAAGAAAAAGAAGAAGAAAAGCCAUGAGAGUGGACAGUUUUGUUUGAAGGGGGUUUGUUUUAUUUUCACCCCGCUUUUCAGGUGGGGGGGGGGAAAAAGGAACCCCGGCGCCGCUGCAGAGAGGACAGCCGAGGACGUGUAUCCGCCGCGCCCGGGCUGAACUUGCACCGAGAGCGAAGCGGGAGCUGGCUUCACCACUCCGUGGAAGAAGAAGAAGAAGAAGAAGAAGCAGCAGCAGCAGCAAAGAAGAGUGAAAGACGAACUCGGGAUUUUGUGCUGAGAGUUCUUCUCGUUUGUUUUGGAUUUUCCUUCUGUCUUUUUUUUUUUUACCCCCGCGUCCACCCUGGCCUCAGAGGGGAUUUACCCGAACUGAAAGGACGACCAGGGAGUGAGGAGGGUUAUGGCGCAACGGUACGAAGACUUGCCCCACUACGGGAUGGACGGGGUGGGCAUCCCGACCACCAUGUACGGAGACCCGCACGGCGCCCGCUCCAUGCAGGCGGUGCACCUCAACCACGGACCCCAGCUGCACUCCCACCAGUACCCGCACACGGCGCACACCAACUCCAUGCCUCCCAGCAUGGGCUCCUCCGUCAACGACGCUCUCAAGAGAGAUAAAGACGCCAUUUACGGGCACCCCCUGUUCCCCUUGCUUGCACUGAUUUUUGAGAAAUGUGAAUUAGCGACUUGCACCCCCAGAGAGCCCGGGGUGGCGGGAGGAGACGUCUGUUCGUCGGAAUCUUUCAAUGAAGACAUAGCGGUGUUUGCAAAGCAGAUUCGGGCAGAAAAGCCUCUGUUUUCAUCAAAUCCAGAGUUGGAUAAUCUGAUGAUUCAAGCCAUUCAAGUUUUACGAUUUCAUCUUCUGGAGCUGGAGAAGGUACACGAGCUGUGUGAUAAUUUCUGUCACCGGUACAUCAGCUGCUUGAAAGGCAAGAUGCCCAUCGACUUGGUCAUAGACGACAGAGAGGGGGGCUCCAAAUCAGACAACGAGGAAAUCACAAGAUCGGUGGCGUUGGACCAGACAUCCUGGAACAGAGACCACGACGACACGGCAUCCACGCGCUCCGGAGGCACGCCGGGACCGUCCAGCGGCGGACACACGUCUCACAGCGGGGACAACAGCAGCGAACAGGGUGACGGCCUGGACAACAGCGUGGCUUCGCCGAGCACGGGUGACGACGACGACCCGGACAAAGAGAAGAAACACAACAAGAAGAGAGGGAUUUUUCCUAAGGUGGCCACCAACAUCAUGAGAGCGUGGCUCUUCCAACACCUUACGCAUCCCUACCCCUCAGAAGAACAGAAGAAACAGCUGGCGCAGGACACAGGACUCACCAUCCUACAAGUGAACAACUGGUUCAUUAAUGCGCGGAGGAGAAUAGUGCAGCCCAUGAUCGACCAGUCAAACCGUGCAGUAAGUCAAGGAGCUCCCUACAAUCCAGAUGGCCAGCCAAUGGGUGGCUUCGUCAUGGACGGCCAGCAGCACAUGGGAAUCAGACCACCUGGGCCGAUGGGUGGAAUGGGCAUGAACAUGGGCAUGGAAGGUCAGUGGCACUACAUGUAGCCCUACCCGAGUCUGACCAAUCACAACGCAAUGGGGGUUAGCUGGAGGGGAAUCGUGUGUCUCCCAGAGGCCCGUGGAGCUUAGGAACGGCACACCUCGACUUCCCGACGCCAGUAACCAACGAAAACAAGACUCCGGAUUCAGCGACCGUUUCAUCUGGCUGACGCCCGUCACCUGGACGUCUUCCAUGGCUGCCUCUAAUCUUUCCACCAGAAUCGAACUGAGCUGCGCUGAUCAAAAUUCGGCCAAGUACAGGAAGACCUGACUCCUGAAAGAAUACUGCUUCUUCUUCUUCUUCUUCUUCUUCUUCUUGUUCUCUGGUUGACACAAGACUUCAGUCCCUUUGCUGCUGCCCCGACGCCCCACGCGGAUUCCUCCAUCAAAGUGAUUGUGAUUGACUCUUUUCGGGCGAUUUGCCUGCACCUCUGGCGAAUGUGGUGCCCGGUUGAUCUAUUCUCGACUCUUGAGGGCAAAUGUUAAGACUUCUUUUUAAGAGGAGCGCUCUACUCUUUGGGACGGAGGAUGUGGACCAAAGAGAAGCCAAUGUCUGUAAAGGACAGGAAGAGGUGCCCUUUAAAAACAAAAAAAAAAUACAGUGGAUUGAGACCUGGGUGGAGAGAUGGCGAGAGUGAUGAAAUUAAAAAAGUAUAAAACUAUAUCAAGCCCUAGUUUGGGAAGUGAGUUGAGAAAGAAAAUAUACUGUAUACAGUUGUAAAAUUACGCUGGACUCUCACAAGAACUGGGAAACUAAGUAUUGUAAAUGCUAUUGUAUUGUUCUGCAUAUUAUGUUGUUUCUAAUAGAUUUUUUAAAAAAAGGAUGUGAACUUUUUUCUCUUUUUUUCCUGGUUUCUUUACGGAUUCUCUUAUCUGUGGGUGUGCGUGUGUGAGCGCGUGUGCGUGUGUGUGAGCGAGCACCGUCCCCAACAAAUCUGCCCUCCUCAACCUCCAGCUCCAUUGAACCACGUUGCGUCUUUAUUUUUAAAACAAAGUAAAAUCCGAUGUCCGCACUCUCUCACAGCCUCUCGUGGAAUAUCGGAAAGGUCGGCGAUCCAGGUGUUGGUUUUGCUCGUUUUUUGUUUUUUUUUAUGUACCACUCUUCACAGCUUCCUGGCGGACAUAGAAGAUGCAAAUGUUGCCGUCAAUUAGGCUGCACUUCUUUUGCCUCCAGAAGAGGCCACUUCUACUGCUUUCACAACCAGAUGGACGAAGUUUCCCCCGCCGUCCCGUUUCCUACUGCUUUAAUUUUAUAUGUAUAGGCUGGGGAGAUCCUCUUAGUGUCGUCAUGGCGAUGCACUCUAAGAAAUGUUUCACAGUCGAUGGGGAAGUUGCAAGUAUAACCCAGAAGACAUGUUUUUUUGUUUUUUUUCUCCAUCUGUAUGCGAUUGAACGUCUUUUCCAGGUUCUUAUCGGCGCGUUUAACGUCACGUGGCGGCGCGCUCGCUUUCGCGCGCCCAAUGGAGUUUCUCCCUCUCAUAAUUCGAUGCAGAUGCUUUGUGAAAACAACAUUUAUGCCAUGGUCCCGUCUUGUUUUUUUUUUUGACUAGGUUGGUAUAACGCUGAUCAACAGACAGGAGAGAAUGUAAAAGUAGCACUCUAAAAACUGCUGGGCUAAAAACAGCCCAGUCUAGGUCAUUUUGCAAACCCUUUUCUGGGUCCAACAUUAAUCCAUUCUGAUGCUUCUUGCUUUCAAUAAAAAAAAUGUCUCAGUGGAGAAAAAAUAACUAUAUGUGUAUUUAGCUAAAGUGCAUUGCAGCAUUUUUGGCUUGCUGAUUUUUUUUUCUACUGGUUGUUUUGUGCUGAAAGUAAAAAUCAUUGUAUAUAAAAGUCAGAAGUAUCAAAACAUCACCUACUAUAUAUGAGACUAUAACAUAUAUAGGCUUAAUAGUGCUUCUAAGUUCCUUAUCUUUAAAUAUAAACCAUUAUUUGGGUUUAAAACAAGUGUAUUACACUAAAGCUACUGAAGAGGGGAUGAAUAGAGUGACCAAUUACCAGGAAUAAUAAAGACUUAAUAUUUAAGCAACAAUUUAUUAUUUUCAGUUCACUAAACUGCAGUAAAAACUAAACGUCAAAAAAGUUGUGAUCUUUAGACGUUUUACUGACACACACUUGAAUUUGGAUGGGAAAAGUUAUACUUGGUAUACUUUAUGACCAAUAGUUUAGUUGAAGUUUAAUUCUUGCACUAGCUAGCACUAGCUACCUAGCAUGUCAAAGGCUAAUUUUGUUUUAAGUAAAAAGCAAAAACUGGUUUUCUAGUGUGAACUAAAGUUCAUAACCCAAUUAUUGUUCUCAUUCAGCAACAUUUUAACCAUCUAAUUUCUUUCUACAUCCUGUUUGAAGAGGAUUGUUGAAGUCCGACCAAGUCGACGUUUUCAAAAUGGCGGUUGCUGAAGAAUGAUGAGGCUAAUUUUAGUCUCUUGACUCACCAAAUUGGGUCCUGAGUUUUGACUAAAUCUGCAGCUACAACUACCUAACAUCUGUCCCAAUAGCACAGGGCUAAUAUAAAAGUCCAGCAGUUUUUAUGUGUGCUGCAUGUGUGGAACAGUAUUGAUGUGACUGGGAACACGUGUGUGUCGUAGAGAGGGCGUGUGUGAGAGUGUGUGUUAUCAAUGCUUCCACUAUCCACUGCUUCAGACAUGUAUGACACACAUCUUUUAAAAUUCCUUUGAAGACAAAGUCAUGACUCGUAUGCUUUUGCUUUGAAGGGUAUAUGUGUACAUGUGUGUUGUAAAUAAAUACUUUUCUUCAAAUAACACAACUUAA
Messenger RNA from Xiphophorus couchianus (Monterrey platyfish), 4776 nucleotides. It is a transcript of the gene meis1b, whose product is annotated as Meis homeobox 1 b. The record is from RefSeq and is a predicted model, not a curated record. Gene Ontology annotation, biological process: regulation of DNA-templated transcription. Gene Ontology annotation, molecular function: DNA binding. Bases 853 to 2016 code for a protein of 387 amino acids. NCBI's taxonomy places the organism in Eukaryota, Metazoa, Chordata, Actinopteri, Cyprinodontiformes, Poeciliidae. The transcript is spliced from 13 exons.